AUGAAACAGAGGACUGUGGGACUUACGGUGCUAUCUGUGACCAUCUCCGUUGUUGUACUAGUGAUAUCUAGUUUCAUUUAUGCCAGAGACAACUCUACGAAGGUGUAUUAUUGGUGUUGGAUAUGGCUAUUACCCAUGGCAGUAUGGUGUUGGGUGGUCACUGCAUGGUGCGAUUUCCAGUUGUUCAAAAAUGCCAAACCGGUCGGUUACUAG
This is a messenger RNA of Arxiozyma heterogenica, 213 nucleotides long. It is a transcript of the gene ERI1, whose product is annotated as Eri1p. Bases 1 to 213 code for a protein of 70 amino acids. The transcript has a single exon. NCBI's taxonomy places the organism in Eukaryota, Fungi, Ascomycota, Saccharomycetes, Saccharomycetales, Saccharomycetaceae. The record is from RefSeq and is a predicted model, not a curated record.